UGUGUCCUUCUUGCAGGAUUUGGUAUGACCUCUCCAUCCACGACAUUGGGCAAGGUAUCCCUGAUCAUCUACGGACUACCCGGUUGCGCUGCCUGCAUUCUGUUCUAUAACUUGUUCCUGGAGCGCCUGAUCACCUUCCUCGCCUUCAUCAUGAAAAAGUGUCACGAACGACAGGUCCGACGGGAGAAGAACGCGAAUGGACUGCCGAACCUCGCUAGGAGGCCCUCCCAACAGUCGGAUGACAAUUUGGACAACUGGAAGCCCUCCGUCUACUAUGUGCUGUUGUACCUGUGCGUUGCCUCCACUAUUAUCGCCUGCGUGGCCUCUGCUAUGUACUCCCCCAUCGAGGGCUGGGACUAUGGGGACAGCAUAUACUUCUGUUUUGUGGCUUUCAGUACGAUCGGCUUUGGCGACCUCGUCACGAGCCAGAAAAACAUGUACAACCAGCAGUUCCUGUACCGGUUCGGGAAUUUCGUAUUCCUGACAGCCGGUGUGUGUUGUAUAUACUCACUGUAUAACGUGGUAUCCAUCGUUAUCAAACAGCUCCUGAACUGGAUCCUCAAGAAACUGGAGUGCCGCUGCUGCCACCGGAGGAAACCUAGACCGCGGCGCAACGCCAUCACGCCUGGCCACUUGCAACGACAGGUGAACUCGGCCAACAAACAGCAGCAGCAGCAGCAACAGCAGCAAAACAACCAAGCCAAUGGCGUGGACAUCACCGACGUGGACAGCAACUACGACAGCGAGACGGACGGACGACGAAUGUCCGGGGAGAUGAUUAGCAUGAAGGACUUCUUGGCAGCCAACAAGGUCUCGCUGGCUGUCAUGCAGAAGCAGCUUUACGAGACCUCGCAGCACAGGAAACACCAUCCGAACAGCAACGGUGCUUUCGGCCAGGGCGUUGGAGGUCUAGCCAUGCUAAAUAAUAAAUUACAAGAAACGGAACGGAGAGACUGACACACGGGCAACCAUAGGUUCCUUUAGCUGCUGCUUCUUUUGCGGACAUCGCCUCAUAUUACAAGACGAGAUUAUUUCCGUACGGUACUCAAAGGCAGAACGAUUUCUGGCACAACAUUUUGAUCAAAAGGCGUGUGUGCACAUCAAACAUAUUUUCAUAUCGCCAGUCUUGACAUCAAACCGGCUUCUAUAUAUGUAACGGAACAAAAGGACGAACUGGAGCAAUACCGUACAAAAGUUAGACCGUUGAGAGCCGAAACUCGAGAAUCAAAUUUCCGACACGACUGUGGACGCACUUUCCCUUCUGGAUCGCCGCACCGGAACAUAUCCGACAUGAGAGAAUUAGGAAUCCUUCAGCAACGCCUUACCACUGAGGAGAGAAGGAAAGAAGGUUUUCCGACCGCAAAAACAAAUGACACGACGAAAACAGACGUCCGGUUGGCAUACUAUCCAUAUGGAUAUAGCACAAACCUAAAGAAAAUGUCGCCUUCUGUACAAGUAUCGCCUUUAAAGUCAGGUUACGAUUAGAUGUCGACAGCUGUGGUUUCUCUUGUACCAAAGUUAGAACGGUUUCGGCAAACAUUACGAAUGAAAGUUUCCCGUGGUGACGAUGAAUUUAACUACUAACGUGAACAAAAGCUUACGGGAAAAGAGUCACUUAGGACCUACGGGGGAAAAGUCACGAAUAGAUGACUUCGGUGAAGUGAGAAUGCAAAUUCAUACCUCAUCACAAUUUACAUUCCUGUUUUUCCCCUCCAGGAUACUUAGUUAUGUCGAAUAAGGACUUGUGCAUAUUGAGGUCAUAUAAUGAUAGUUUUUAAUUUUUUGUUUUUAUUUGGAGAAUAUCAACCUUGGUUUUGCUCGACGUUUGUCUUAUUCCUGACAAGUCACGACACAGUUAUUUCGCUUUUACGCUUACGAAGAAUCUACGUUAGUCCACGACCUGCUCUUUCGUUGCCGAUCGAUUUUUGUCAACGCACAACCUGUAAAGAUUGAACCAAUUUGGGAGAAAUGUUGUAGGCCUAUUCAGCAUCUUGACGAAAACACUACACACUGCGAUUUAUUUUCAAGUUGGUGUUGCUAUCAACGGAUUAUACCACAAUCUACCGAUUACUGGAGGUGAUAUUCAUGACAAGCGAUAGGAAACAGGACCCGACGAUAACGUACGUAUAUGCUUCGCAUCUGAACUAUGGUUUACCUAUAUGCCCUAACUUAAGCGUGUUCAUUUAACGUUUGUGGAUAUGCCAAAGAUAGACCGGCCAUGAUUGACGCUAUGACAAGCCGCCAUGUGGAAAGCGCCACCAACGCUCGUAUACUAUCCAAACGAGGAGUUUGAUGCUCCUAAUCAGCUCCUCGUCAACAUUGCACAGGAUAUAGUGAUGCAUUGACUCGUAAUAGGGAUGGAAUUGUCGCGAGUACUGUACGGUUUCGAAAUCCAUCCUAAAGUUAUACCACUUCCGAUUCAGAUCAGAUGACUUGCACUCGCACCUACUGCCCUGUCCAAGGAGAUGGUGACCUCCAGUUUCUCUGAGCUCACUUUGGACGGAUUUCGUACCUGGUCAUCCGGUGCCAUCACUUUGGGGCGCGCAUGAAACAUUCAUACGAAAUUCAUGUAUACAUUUACAUGUGCAAGACAAUUUGACCUACCCACAUUGCAUUGCGACAUCUACAUUUCCUCCAGGGGAUCUUAUGAAGGGAUAAGCGGUCACCAGCGCCCUUUGGUAUUCAAAGGGGUAGGCAAGAGCGAACUUGGUGACGUUGUACGCUCAUUACUGAUUCCCCGAAUGCUUUGCAUGACAUUUCCAACAGACCUAAGUUGACCGGCCAGCGCUUCGCUAGGCGAAGCCUGCCCUUCCCCGUCAUAACGAACGACACUGUUUAUUGUAUUUCAUGCAAGAUUGCUAGCUUUUUUGUAGCUGUAAUCAAAAGAUUCAAAAAAAGUUUUGUAAUAAGUGGCCUUAACAUUUUUCAAGUUAUACCUGUAUAUAUCACUAUGUACUAUUCGAAUCAACAUGUAAAUGCCUUUUGUCAUUCGUAGCUUGCACUCACCAGUAAACUUCAAACGAUACGUCUGUAGAACUUUACUUUAGUUGCCAGUUAAAACAAUAAUUCUCUCUAAUACAGUACUAAAGAUUUGCUGGUAGUUAUUAUGAGCCAAAUUCGUCAAAUCAGUGGAGGAAAGGGCUGAUUUGUCUUCUGGGUUCAUCAAGUACAAGAGAUAUUGUUCUCUGGAGAAGUAGCAACAGCUUGGAUCGGUAGCGAUAUAAAAUCAUUAUGUCUUUCGGGUAGACGAUAAAAGGGGGUAGCAGGGGAAAAGUGUAGUCUCAUGGAUUACGAGUGACUCGGCUUGUCACAAGUCAAAUCACAAAUCAAUCACAAGACAAACACGAGUCAGUUAAAAGGUAACUGGAGCUCGGAGAGGUGAACAGCAAAAAAGAAUGUUUCGUUUGGUCACUGUUCAUUUCAAGAGCUUGUCGUUUGAUUGAAGAGUGGAUGACCUGUGAUCGAAUCGUGGUGACUCGUGAGAGAAUGACUACAAUGCUCUUCAACCUUCUUGUUGAUUUAAAAUUGUACACAUUUGUGUAAUUCAACGCAAGGGGACAGAAAUCGCUUCACAUUCUCCGCUUCUCGAUCCGCGCCAGUGGACUCCCAACAAAUUAAAGAAACAUGAUUCAGAUUUGUAUAUAACCUCAGAGAAAAAUAUUCUUAUUAUUGUUAUCAUUCCGUGAAUGUUACAGUAUACCCAUGAGUAUAUGAAGCGAAUAUAGUGAUUUGUAGUUUCCUUUUUUUUUUUCCUUUGUUAUAUUUUUGGUAUUUUGAAAUAAUUGUCAUUUUGUCUUUACAAUACGAUGAUAUUCAAAAUUGACUGUUGCAGUGACCACUUCUAACUGGUUUGAAGAUCAAAAGGUCACUGGACAAUCAGAUUUAAUUUCCCCACAAGGCUCGUUAAUUUCAAUGAAAUUUCAGUGAAAUGAGAGGAAUCGAUUUUUGUUUUCAAAGUUUAGCCAAAACUGGUAACAGUGGUGUAAAUAUGGUCCAAUUGGGGUGAUUGGUCCCCUAAUUUUCUGGAAGCACAGUAUGGGUUUGGUCAAAGUUUCAAUAAAUGAGAUAUUUGUCCUUCUACAAAUGUAUUGUUUGAUGCCCCUUGGUCCCACCUCUCGGUUACGCCGCUUUUAUUCUUCCGAAGCAACGAAAUAUAGGCAGCUUUAAUUACGAAAUAUACAUAAAUGAAUUCAUUCAAAUCUGAAUAUCAUCUCAAUAUUUCGAACAACGUGGACAGAGCCGCUUUGAACAUUUAUAUUCGUGGUUUUAUAAACUCAUGGGUAUAUUUUAUUAUACAUGUACAGUGUGUAGCCUAAAUUACAUUCAACGAUUAUUGUGUGUGAAAUGUAUUACGCGGAAGUGUACAGUACCUAUAGUGUUUCAGUUAAAAUUCAACCAAAUUGCUUUCAAUUAAACAAGAAGUGAAAAGAAAAGAAAAAAAAAAGGUAAUGUUCAGUGCGUUUACGUGGCAAAGCUUCUCAACAUAUAGUCAGCCAUCUUGCAUUUUUUUCGCGUUACAUCAUUAUUUUCAACUGUAAAAAAAAAGGCACAUAAAACAACUCAAAAUUGGAAUUCGUCAGUACCCGAAUAUUAAAAAAAGGUAUUUGUUCAAUAUAGUUUUUUUUAAUAUUGCACUUCAAAAUAUGGCUAGGUUUGCAUAAUGCAUUGUCUCGCUUCGGUUAUCGGAGCAAGUUUGACAGUUUCCCUGUAAUGGUAAAGUAGAUGGUGAAUUGCGAAUAUUUCAUCCUGCGUGAUGAAGUUAAAAUUGGCUUGGUAUGAUUUGGUAUGAUUAUGAGGUGUUUUCCCCAUUAGUAUCAAUGAUCUUUGUCUCUCUGUGUACCAGAGACACCUUUAUAUGCGGGCACUCGCAUUCUUGAAGUGUAAAAUAUGGACUUGUUGGCUUGACACAAUCAAAAUUGUUUUCGAAAUUAAUAUUAUGUUCGUGAGUAGUGUCUCCUUACACGAAAUCGACACCUGAUGUUUACAGAUGCACGCCAUCAACAACACAUCUAUGCCUGUCUACAAAAGAAAAACAAACCUUGCAAAUGAUAGACUCGGCCUUGUAAUUUGAUACAAACGCAGAAUUCAGAACGGAACUGUAUAGUAUUCCCCUCUUUGGUUUUUGUGCACAACACCUCCGCUAGGUUUCCCAUUCCAAAUUGCCAUGGCAACAAAGUGGAAGGUGAUAUUGGGUUGUUCACGCGCCUGUGCAUGCUACUUGAAAAAAAAAUUAACGGCAAGUAGUUGCGUAGGCAUGCAUGCUUUCCCUCAAAAUUAUGAAUAACCAUUUUGCUUUGAGAGACAAAAAGAAAAGAUCGAGACAAAGCCACAGAUGGGAUUGUCCGGCAUACAUCUGGCACUGAAUAUGACCCCAAAGGGUGCAGAGUUUAACAAGAAUGCAUGAAUAUGCUCGUAGCAAGCAGGCAUAACUGAGCAUUAGUGACAGUGUUAAUUCAUAUGCCUUAUGAGGUACCGGAAAUAGAAAGCAACGAUAGGGACAAUGGGAUCUCACAAGGCUAUAGUGAAACGCUUUAUGAGAUUUGAGAUUUCAACAGAGACAAAGAACAAAAAUAAGGAAGUAUCAAGGUAUACAAUGGUGGUACUCCAUCAUUACUACCCAUAAUGUGUGUUUUAGCCUUAAUUUGUGUUUUUGGCAAAAUGUACCUACGUAUAGUACCUAAGCAAACUCGUCCACUGCAAGAUAUUUCAGAGACAUUUCUGUCUCUUAAAUCGAAAUAUCAGCCGUUAUAUUAGUUGUUUUUUUUCUGCGAGGCGAACCGCAGAAGACUUUGAAGAAAGCCUAUUAUUAUAAUUACUAAAGUCCUGUUUCCGGGUUGCAAUAAGAAGCUCACAUGCACAUCGUCUGAAGUGAUUUUGGUUUAUAUACGCAUCAUCAAAAGGUACACAUAAUGAACUAACGGACAGACACACCGACGACAGUGACGAACAAACAGACGGACAAAUGAACCCAGGCGAACGCCCCAAAUAACAUUAAACUUGAGAGCGUACAUCGGACUGUUUGCCAAGGCAAGGAAGCUGUGUUUGCCCGCGCCGCGACAUCAUUUGGCCAGCUGGGUCUUAAAUGCUACUCGCCGCGCUUCUGCCAAACUUCUUUGCGGAAUUACUAUCACUUGAACAAAACAGAGUGUUGAUUCACCUGAACCUGCCGUCCUAUCAUUCCAGAGAGUUCUCAGACCCGCCCGUCUAAUAAAAAUUCCAGAGUUCAUAUUUAUGAGAGGAUUUCCGUCAAACGCAUCAUCUUGCUAUUAGCGGACGGUGUUUGAACAUUAGGUAAAUCCUAGUGUCGUUUAUACUCGAGUCGCGAAAUUGAAAGUGACUUUCGAGCUCGAUAAAGAUUUGAAAAAAAAAAGUAAUGUCAUGUUUGUCUUCUUCGAUAAUGCGGAAGCAUUGUGAGUGCAGGGACAUUAAAUUCCAUGCUACAAUGGUAUUGGAAUAGAAGCAAGCGCCUAAUAAACAGCUGUAUGAUCGAUCGGUUAUGAUCGAACAGUAUGAUUGUCGAUCUCACAUUAGUUAUCAUUUUACGUAUACCAGCUGUUUCAAACCGACAUUCCCCACACAAACGGCACUCUGUUUACCAGCUGGCUACACGAAAAAUUUCAUUAGAUUAUAAAUAAUCGCCUAUUACUUAGGUCUUAAAUGCCACUAUAGCCGGGGUUACAGAAAAGGCUAUUGAUCAGCUUUAUGGAAAUGUCAAACUAUCAAGCAAACUAUGAGUCGCCUGUCGCCCGCGUGUACGCGUGCUGUAAAUAACGACACCUAUGAGCUAUACGUAUUUGCAUAAUGCUUUCUCUGUUGAGAAAAUCGAAGCUAAUUCAUUAAGGACUGCAGUUAUUAUCCGGGCCGCCUUUCAUUGGAAAAGGUGAACUGAUCUCAAAUCGCUCGCCGAUUGAUUUUAAGGUUUCGAUUACGUUAUAAUGUGUUGCCAUCUGCAACAUACGUUAAUUGAGCUAUGUAUGACUCCCAAAGCAAUGAUCCAAAUGUAAUGAAAUGAACGCGAUACUAAAAUAGUGGUAACAAUGACAGUUUUGGGACAGUUCGAUGGACACUGACAUGGACGACAGCGACAAGCACAGCCACAAAGAUAAUCCAAAGUCAACAGAAAACAUAAAGCAUCCAACAAACAAAAAGGACGGUAUGGCCUAUACAAAAAAAACGAAAACAAAACGAAAACCACAUCGAAAUCACAUCAGCAGAGCCAAUUAGCAGUUCCGGCAGUUUGAUAUAGUUAUGCAUGAAAGACAGAAACAAACCAACAUCACGUUUGCCAUGAACAUAGCAUAUGCAACUGCAUAUCCGAACCAAUUGAGUGUCAAUUGGCGCUUAUUAAUUGUUUCCCGCCAAUUUUGAGUACAAUUUAUUUAAGCUUAAUAAAUGUUUUAAGAGUGCGUCAUAGUGCCUUAGUAUAUAGGUUGUAUAUGGAUAUCUUCACGUCAAAACGUUCAUUUCAAGCAGUGGCAAUACCAGACUGUUUGUUUCAUAUUGUACUGAAUUUUCAACGAUUCCAAUCCUCCGCAAUUGUGGCUUUUAAAAAUAAAACCCAGCAGUUACUUUUUUCCCCCGAUAUGUAUUAUUCAGGUUCUUAGUCGUUGUAAAACUAAGCUAUUUUGGCUUUCGGGUACGGCUUUGGUGUUUCACAACCACUCUGGAGCCUUGAGGGACUGGCCACAGAAUCCAUGAAGGAGCCACAUUACUAUAAAUAUCCCGGAGAAGUUGCGGACAGGAUUAUCCGCAAUAGGCUCAAUGCAUCGGAUGUAUGUUGAAGUUAUCGGAAUACUUAGAAUGCUGUAACUAAUACCCGAUACAAUAAGCUUGCUGCGGAUAAAUCUGGCACAACUAAUAAUGAGAUUUCUUUCAUACUGGAUUGGAAGUUGUUGCCGAUGUUUCGCCAAAUGGUCAUAAUCAAUGUUGUUGACAUUAAAAAAGAUAUCACAAGACUGGUUCCUACAACCAACAGGUAUGUAGACACCGAGUAAGUCCUUGCAUGCUUUGCACGUAUGCGUGUGUGAAUGCGAUAUUAAAGGGCAUAGCCGACAGAAAGUUCAUCCGGUUUGUGCAUUCAUCUUUAGCCUACUGUAAUAUGACCUAAUGUCAACAGUACGGCCAUGGAUAAAUAUAAAAUACUUAUUUUUUUGUAUUCGUCUGGAAAGUGGCGUUGCAGUGGCCCUGGUGUUUAUUUUCAUAUUUCGCAAUCAUCGUAGUUUUCUUAAGUAGACGAAGGUAUAUGAUUUCUAAAGUGAAAUUGUUUUUAGUCUUUGGUUAAUCUUUUUUAUGUAGAUUAUUACUUUAAAAAUCCACUUUACGUCAAUGGCAAAAAGUAGGCCCGCAGUAAAUUUCACACUGUUCAGCAGCAGUGGCGUAGCGUCCGGUGGGUGGAGGGAUAUUUUGACCCCACCCCUAAUUAACCAUGACACCCCACCACUACCUCCAGCCCGAUUAAAGGAGAAGAUAAAACACUAAAAAGCCAAGAAGUUAUAAGGUAAUUUUAGCUGCUACUAGAGUUUUAGUAUUAAAUUGUAACAAUGGAAAGAACCUAAAAUAGAUUUUUCAUGUUGUGUAUUUUGACCAGCGCCCCCACCUUUACGAAUGUCCACUACUGCCCCCCGGUCACUCGGGGGGGGGGGGGGGGAUUUGGCAAACCUUUUCCCACCCCACCUUGUCUGAUUUUCUCCGCCACGCUACUGCUCUGCACAAAGUCACUAUUUUUUUUAGAACAUGUGUAAAUAUAGGCCACACAAGCAAAUCAUUCACAGGCAUUUCGCAAACAAUCUUUUCAUGGCUUCGGCAGCUGGAUUGAGCUGCUUCGAAAUUAUUUUUGAAAAAAAAAUGACAUCUCACUUUUAGUGUUAUGUUAAAUUUGUACGAAGAAUAUGCGUCACGUAAACAACGCGCACUCGAACAUUUCUGAUAUAGCUGGCACUCAAUCGUUUUGUGUACAUUCCUCCAAAAAAUUGUAUUUCUUUAAUCAUAUCAUGCAAGAUAUGUUUGUCUAAAGAUUAUAAAUAUAUAUAUUAUAUAUUAUUAUCAUCAUAAAUUCUUGGAUUUUCCUCUGAGGGUUCUUAACUAAGAUUA
Molecule: messenger RNA, 9090 nt
Organism: Patiria miniata (bat star)
Lineage: Eukaryota; Metazoa; Echinodermata; Asteroidea; Valvatida; Asterinidae
Product: potassium channel subfamily K member 13-like
Exons: 1
Biological process (GO): potassium ion transmembrane transport; stabilization of membrane potential
Cellular component (GO): membrane
Molecular function (GO): potassium ion leak channel activity
Source: RefSeq, a predicted model, not a curated record